UCUCCAAAACCAACCGUACGGUGUAAGACUCAAGAAAGGAAAAGAGAAAAAGAACCCCAAAAAAAUAUGAUGAAGUCCUUGAUUUGUUUCUCGCUCAUCCUCCUCCCUCUCAUCUUCGUUGUGGAAGCGUUUCCCGGUGACGGUGAGCUUGUGUCAAUCAAAGAUGUCUCGGCUCGAAACAUUAGAGAGGUCGCCAAGUAUGCGAUAGAUGAGCAUAACUCGGAAUCGGAUGAUAAUCUUGUGUUCGUUAAGAUCAUCGAGGGAAAGUGGAAAGUGCGCUCCGCGAUAUUAAUAUACGAUCUGACCAUCGCGGCUAAGAAUGAGGGUGGUGCGACCAAGAACUACAAGACUGUCGUGAUGGAAUCUGGGAGGGACAAGAUCCUUUACUCAUUCAAUGAGGUGUAAGUCGAGAUAUGAGAUAUCAUAAUUUGAGGCUUUGACGACAUUGUAUGUUUCUUUGAUGUUUUUGUUGUUUUGGAAUAAAAACUGAAUUGGAGAUAUUUUUUUUCCUGAAAGAUUCCAUAAAAAGUUCUGUUGUUUUCUUUUCCUUAAAGAUUCCAUAAAAGUUCUGUGUUACUUGGA
Brassica napus (rape) is the source of this 582-nucleotide messenger RNA. Its product is annotated as cysteine proteinase inhibitor 4-like. Gene Ontology annotation, molecular function: cysteine-type endopeptidase inhibitor activity. The transcript has a single exon. The record is from RefSeq and is a predicted model, not a curated record. NCBI's taxonomy places the organism in Eukaryota, Viridiplantae, Streptophyta, Magnoliopsida, Brassicales, Brassicaceae. Bases 67 to 405 code for a protein of 112 amino acids.